Messenger RNA from Adineta steineri, 1265 nucleotides. Lineage: Eukaryota; Metazoa; Rotifera; Eurotatoria; Adinetida; Adinetidae. The record is from the annotation of a GenBank genome assembly.
AUGAUACCAUCCAUAUUCAUUAUACUUGAUAAAUUACCUUUGAAUCCAAAUGGAAAAAUAGAUCGGAAACUUCUUCCUUUGCCUCACUUCUCAUCGAUACAUCUCACAAAUAGUAUAGAGCUAUUACUACCAACAAAUGAUAUUGAAAUUAGUAUUCAUCAUAUUUGGUGUGAAAUACUCAAACAAAGUCAAAUCUCAACUGAUACAAAUAUGUUUACUAUAGGUGGUCAUUCAUUACUUAUCAUGCAACUCUUUCAUCGGUACAAGAUCGAGUUUCAUUUAGAAACAAAUGCUCUUUCUAUUUCAAAUCUUUUUCAACAUCCAACAAUUAUUCAUCAUGCUCAACUCAUUCAGCAAUCCAUCAAUAUCAUCCAUACUCUCGAUGAUUAUUCUUGGUCUUCCUUACAUCUCACUCAUGCUAGAGCAUCAUUUGCACAAGAACGAAUCUACUUAGAUGAACAAAUCCGUUUUUCAUCUAACAAAACAACGAUGAAUAAUAUGUAUGUUAUUCCAUUACUUUAUCGUAUAUCAUCUGUGAAUGAUCAUGUAUCAAUCACUCGAUUACAUCAUGCAUUUCAAAGUGUGAUCACAAAACAUAAUAUUCUUCGAACAGCACUUUAUCUUGAUUCAAAUAGCAAUAUUAUACAGUGCUGUUUAGAUGCAAAGAUUGUUCUCAAUGAUGAAAUCAUAUCAAAUGGAUUGACAAUCGUUAAUCUUCGUAACGAUGAUCAUCGCCAUAUGAAUGAAAUUAUUGUAGAAAUAUUAAAUCAGCCUGAUUUAUUUGAUUUGUCAGAAGGACGUGUUAUUCGUUGUCAUAUUCUUCGUCAUUAUCAUCAAUCUCAAGCUAAUAUUUCAUGUGCGAAUGGUGAUCUAUUGACUGAAAAUGAUUACAUAUUGAUUAAUAUUCAUCAUGCUUGUUUUGAUGGAGCAUCAACAUCAAUCUUCAUUCGUGAUCUUUCUUUUGCUUAUCAAACCGACGACUCAUUAUCUAUGGAUGAUAACUCAUUGAAUUAUAUAGAUUAUUCUGUUCAUGAACAUAUCAUGGAUAUGUCAUUAUCUCUUGAAUUCUGGCAUUCUCAACUUGAAAGAUACAAUAUUGAAUGUUCAUUAUCAUUACCAUUUGAUCGACAACGUUCAUCAACUAGUCAACAACGAUCAGGUUUAGCAUCCCUGGUUGAAAUCACUUUUGAUAAUGAAUUAUAUACAUCAUUUCUAAAUUAUGCAUCAUCACAUCAUCUCACACUUUUUCAACUUGGAUUAUCCAU